AUGUUUCUCGUCGGUAUAAUCAUCCUGCUCUACGCCUCCCUGUCCCUUCAGUACUACGUUCCCGUCGCCAACCAGGGUCGUGACUCUGGCCUUUCUGCGCGAGAUACCGAUCAAGAGAUUCAUCCCAACAGGAUUGCCACCGUGGAGGAUUCUUCCACAGACAUCCACCUUGGUCAGCACGACGCUGUUAGUAGAGCACGCCUUGGCGAGCAAUGUGGCCCUAGCAAGAAGAAAUGCGAAUCAUACCUCUGCUGCUCUGCAGCUGGUUACUGUGGCCUGACAGCCGCGCACUGCAUGUCUCCGGAUUGCCAACUUGGUUAUGGCACAUGUGACGCUGAUAAAGUCCCUGUGGGCAAAUCCACGAAGAGAAUUCAACGCCCACACAUAGGAGGGGUCCCCUAUGGUGAAGUUAUUCUGUCUUGCAAGGCACCUUACACAUUUGCCAUGACGUACGAUGAUGGUCCCAACGAGUUCACCCGUGAUCUCCUGGAUAUCCUUGACAAAUACGAGGCCAAGGCGACAUUUUUCAUUACCGGAGUGAACAAUGGAAAGGGACAAAUUGAUGACUUUACCCGUCCAUGGGGCUCACUGAUCCAGCGUAUGCAUUACAGUGGUCAUCAGAUUGCCAGUCAUACAUGGUCCCAUGAAGAUCUGACGGCUUCACGUAAGCUACGAAAGAAGCAAAUUCUGAAGAACGAGGCAGCACUUCGAAACAUCAUCGGCGGAUUCCCAACUUACAUGCGUCCUCCGUACUCCAAAUGCGAUGAAAACUGUUUGAGGGAUAUGGAAAAGCUCGGAUACCAUGUGAUUUCUUUCAACAUGGACACAGCUGACUAUCUCAACGAUGACCCUAAAAAGAUCCAGCUAUCCAAGGAUAUUGUCGACAAAGCUUUGACCGAUCCAAACCUCGAUGGUCGCCCAUACCUGGCCAUUGGACAUGACAUUCAUGCCCAAACAGUCUAUAACCUGACCGAGCACAUUUUACAGCGCGUCAAUGAUGCCGGAUACCGAGCAGUCACUGUUGGAGAAUGUCUGGAGGAUCCUCGUGAUAACUGGUAUCGCUGGGACUACAGAUCUGUUUGA
Molecule: messenger RNA, 1083 nt
Organism: Talaromyces marneffei
Lineage: Eukaryota; Fungi; Ascomycota; Eurotiomycetes; Eurotiales; Trichocomaceae
Exons: 2
Coding region: 1-1083 (360 amino acids)
Biological process (GO): carbohydrate metabolic process
Molecular function (GO): hydrolase activity, acting on carbon-nitrogen (but not peptide) bonds; chitin binding
Source: RefSeq, a predicted model, not a curated record